AUGCCUCUAUAUGCAAAGCUUUUAAAGGAGCUUAUCAAUAAAAAGAGAAGUUGGCAUGAGAAGGAAACUAUAUUGCUCACUGAAGAAUGUAGUGCUGUGAUUCAAAGGGGCAUUCCACCAAAGCUUAAGGAUCCAGGGAGUUUUGUAGUUUCAUGUACCAUAGGUAAGAUGAUAUUAGACCAAGCUCUUUGUGACCUUGGUGCUAGUAUCAAUUUGAUGCCCUUGUCAAUGAUGAGAAAGCUUGCCAUAGAAGAACUCAAACCCACCAGGAUGUCGUUGGUAAUGGCCGAUAGAUCAAUCAAGACACCCAAUGGCAUUGUGGAAAACUUAUUGGAUACAGAAGAGGAAGGAAACAAUUCAAUCAUCAUGGAAAGGCCAUUUCUAGCCACAGCAAGAGCUAUUAUUGAUGUGGUGAAGGGAGAAAUGAUCUUCAGGGUGCAAAAUGAGCAAAUGGUCAUCAAUGUUUUCAAAGCAAUGGAACACCCCCUUGAGCAAGAAGAUUACAUGAGAGUAGAUAUGAUAGAAAGUUUGGUGGAAAAAAUAUUGGAAGCCAAUCAUAAUGAGCAACAAGAAGAAGAAGGAAAAGAAGAUUAG
This is a messenger RNA of Arachis stenosperma, 594 nucleotides long. RefSeq lists its product as uncharacterized. Lineage: Eukaryota; Viridiplantae; Streptophyta; Magnoliopsida; Fabales; Fabaceae. Bases 1 to 594 code for a protein of 197 amino acids. The record is from RefSeq and is a predicted model, not a curated record. The transcript has a single exon.